Molecule: messenger RNA, 1454 nt
Organism: Sorex fumeus (smoky shrew)
Lineage: Eukaryota; Metazoa; Chordata; Mammalia; Eulipotyphla; Soricidae
Gene: GLT1D1
Product: glycosyltransferase 1 domain containing 1
Exons: 12
Coding region: 124-1161 (345 amino acids)
Molecular function (GO): glycosyltransferase activity
Source: RefSeq, a predicted model, not a curated record
AGCGGCGGGCGGGUGGGACCCAGAGCCGCGGCCCGCGCCCGCCCCGAGUCCCGCCCCGGCCCGCCCCGGGCCAGCCAGCCCGGCAGGGACCGAGGAGGAGGAGGAGGCGGCGGGCGGCGGGUCAUGCGGCUCCUGUUCCUGGCGGUGCUGCGGCGGCACACGGGCAACGCCGUCACGGCGCGGCGCGUCCGGGACCACCUAGAAGCCGCGGGCCACGUGUGUGUCCUGAAGGAUGCCUUGGACUUCGACAGCCCAUCCGAGGUGGCCGACCUGGUCCAGGUGGACGGCGUGGAGGCCGCGCUGGCUCUGCACCUCUAUCGCAGCGGGCGGCUGCUGCAGGGUCUGCCCAUCCCUUUUGGGGUCAUCUUUGGCGGCACAGACUUAAAUGAAGACGUGAACCAGGAGGAAAAGUGCCGAGUGAUGGGCAGGGUCCUGCAGGAAGCCAGGUUCGCGGUUGCAUUCACAGAGGCCAUGCGGGAGACAGCGCACAGGCAGUGGCCGCACAGCAGAGGGAAGGUGUGUGUGCAGAGCCAAGGAAUCGCCACCGUGCCCAACACAGCCCUGAGCUGGCCCGGCUUCCUGCAGCAAUCAGACAUCAGCCCGAGCGCCGACGGCCUAUACGUGUUCCUGUUGGUCUGCGGCCUCCGGCCUGUCAAGGACCCGCUGUACCUGGUGGACGCCUUUGCAGAGUGGCACCAAGAAGAGCCCGGCGUGUACCUGGUGAUCGUGGGCCCAGAGGUGGACCCAGCGUUCACCAGGGAGGUGAAGGCCACAGUGCAGAGGAGCCCGGGCGUCCGGCUGCUGCCUGAGAUGCCCCAGGAGGACCUGCACGCGGUCAUCAGGAACUGCUUCGCGCUGGUCAACAGCUCCGUGUCCGAGGGCAUGUCAGCAGCCAUCCUGGAGGCCAUGGAGCUGGAGGUGCCGGUCCUGGCGCGGCACAUCCCAGGGAACGCGGCCGUGGUACAGCACGGGGUCACGGGGCUGCUGUUCGCAAACCCGCAGGAGUUCCUCCAGCUGGCCCGGAGGCUGGUGCGCGACCCCGCCCUGGAGAAGGAGCUCGUGGUCCACGGGAAGGAGUACGUGCGCAAGUGCCACUCGUGGCAGGCGGAGCGUGACACCUACCAGCGCCUCGUGCAGCGCCUGCAGGGGCCGGCGCCCUAGGCCCCCCACAAAACGCGAGCCUGGCCUGGCACACGCGCUGGCCCCAGGACACCCGCAGCCCCCUCGGGCACUUUCCCAGCAAGCCUGAUGACCGGGCUGAUGGCCGGCUGGGGACGUUGUGGGUGUGACUGACCGUGGGCCGGCCAGGACACUCCCUUCUAUCCACACCGUCUCCACGUGUGGCCGCGAGGGUCCAGCCAGCAGGACCUGUGGCCCCUGCAUAUGCCCCUCCUGGGCUGCCCCCAUGGCACCUCCUGAACACCGCCAUGAUCUUCUCCCAGGGCAGCUGGCAG